Nilaparvata lugens (brown planthopper) is the source of this 316-nucleotide messenger RNA. RefSeq names its product UDP-N-acetylglucosamine--peptide N-acetylglucosaminyltransferase 110 kDa subunit-like. The transcript is spliced from 2 exons. The record is from RefSeq and is a predicted model, not a curated record. NCBI's taxonomy places the organism in Eukaryota, Metazoa, Arthropoda, Insecta, Hemiptera, Delphacidae. Gene Ontology annotation, molecular function: protein binding; protein N-acetylglucosaminyltransferase activity. Gene Ontology annotation, biological process: protein O-linked glycosylation. The annotation marks the transcript as partial.
UUGGUUUGCAGCCUCAUCGAUUUGGCCAUUGACACAUAUCGUCGGGCCAUUGAGUUGCAACCCAACUUCCCAGAUGCCUACUGCAAUCUGGCCAAUGCACUCAAGGAGAAAGGACAGGUGUCGGAGGCGGAAGAGUGCUACAACACGGCACUGCGACUGUGUCCCACUCACGCCGAUUCUCUCAACAACCUGGCCAACAUCAAACGCGAGCAGGGUUACAUCGAGGAGGCCACUCGGCUCUACUUGAAGGCACUCGAGGUCUUCCCCGAGUUUGCCGCCGCCCACUCCAAUCUCGCUUCUGUCCUCCAGCAACAAG